Molecule: messenger RNA, 552 nt
Organism: Blepharisma stoltei
Lineage: Eukaryota; Ciliophora; Heterotrichea; Heterotrichida; Blepharismidae
Source: the annotation of a GenBank genome assembly
AUGAUCCAGACAAACAGCAAGGUUUUAAUAAAGUCUUCGAGCUGUAUCAAUUUGAUGCUUGAUAAUCUUCCGCUAGCAGCUUCAGUAAAAUCUGAGAUUUCAUCAAAGAAUUUCAUUGCUAGAAGAAAAGCUUCCCCUUACUGCAAGGCAAGCAUCAAGACAAGUGAAAAGGAAAAACUUUUAACUAAAAUAAGGACAGGCAAAGUCCAUUCUAGGUUUUCAGCACCUCCUUCUCAGUCUUCGCCAGUAGCUAAAAAACCAAGCCAGAAUAAAAAAACACACAAAUAUAUUUCCACCAAAUCUAGUAAAGGCGUUAUAAGCAAAAAAAAGUCUGUUUCUGGUGUUCCAGAAUCAGUGAAAAUGCAAGAAACUGCAAGAUAUUAUGGAAGAAGAGAGAGUGCUUUAACACUGCCUGAAUCUUUGAAAUUAGUGGAAAUUGAGAGCUUCUUGAUGACACCUAUAGAGAAUAAAUCCAUAAGGAGACAGAUUGUUGAAGAAAAUGAUAAAAGCUUAUUAGAUAUCAUUGAAGAUAUUGAAAAUUUUGUAAGUUAA